AUGGUGUGUGAGGAGGAGCAGCAGCAAGCGACUCCUCAGAGAAGGAGGAGGAGCAGCAGCAAGCGACUCCUCAGAGAAGGAGGAGGAGCAGCAGCAAGAGACUCCUCAGAGAAGGAGGAGGAGCAGCAGCAAGCGACUCCUCAGAGAAGGAGGAGGAGCAGCAGCAAGCGACUCCUCAGAGAAGGAGAAGGAGCAGCAAGCGACUCCUCAGAGAAGGAGAAGGAGCAGCAAGCGACUCCUCAGAGAAGGAGGAGGAGCAGCAGCAAGAGACUCCUCAGAGAAGGAGGAGGAGCAGCAGCAAGCGACUCCUCAGAGAAGGAGGAGGAGCAGCAGCAAGCGACUCCUCAGAGAAGGAGGAGGAGCAGCAGCAAGCGACUCCUCAGAGAAGGAGGAGGAGGAGCAGCAAGCGACUUCUCAGAGAAGGAGGAGGAGCAGCAACGAGACCCCGGGGUCCGGAGCGGACCUGCGGAGACGCUCGGGAGCAACGCUUUCAACACGAGGACGGGGAGGCAGGUAGAUGGCAUGCCCACUCAGUGCAGUCCCACUCUGAUGGCCCUGGAGACUUGCGGGCUCAGAGGAGAGACCCGCAGCGGUUGGUCCAGACCGCUGGCCCGAGUACCUUGGCCACUGGCGCUUUCUCCUCCCGGAGAGGAGUAA
Molecule: messenger RNA, 657 nt
Organism: Knipowitschia caucasica
Lineage: Eukaryota; Metazoa; Chordata; Actinopteri; Gobiiformes; Gobiidae
Source: the annotation of a GenBank genome assembly